Chaetomium fimeti is the source of this 1652-nucleotide messenger RNA. RefSeq names its product kinase-like domain-containing protein. Lineage: Eukaryota; Fungi; Ascomycota; Sordariomycetes; Sordariales; Chaetomiaceae. Gene Ontology annotation, cellular component: cytoplasm. The coding region runs from base 405 to 1652 and encodes 415 amino acids. Gene Ontology annotation, biological process: protein phosphorylation; signal transduction. Gene Ontology annotation, molecular function: protein serine/threonine kinase activity; protein serine/threonine/tyrosine kinase activity; ATP binding. The record is from RefSeq and is a predicted model, not a curated record. The transcript is spliced from 4 exons.
AAGUUUCCCUCCAACCGGAAAGUCUGCAGCAGCCCACCCCAGCUGCACCCAGCUCCCCGCCCGGAAUUUACUCUGCGCGGCCAAGUGCAUCGCUUCCCGCCCUAAGGAACUGAUACCCCGAGCAUCGGGCAACGAACUGCCAACACCAAAAACGAACCUUGCACUCUGAAGGAAAUCGUCAAUUCGAUCUCGAAUCGUGCGCCUAUUUUCCCUCGACCGCACCUACAAUCCGGGCCCGAAACGUCGAGCCCGAUAGCCACCAUCUCCUCGCCCGCGCGCACACGGCGACUUAUUGCCCAACACGGCCGGCGCCGACUCUCUCCCGGUUUAUCCCUCUUCACGCCCGCCACCGGCACAAUUUGAUUCCCUUUCCCGCACCGUAGGACACACUAGGUAUUGCAGCCAUGGCGUCGAAUCGGCCAGCAGCAUUCAACAACCUGCGGAUGGGAGGUGAGGCCGCGCCCCACAUGCCCGACGUCGGACGGGUGAGCAGUAUACUGACGAGCGCUGCAGAAGUGAUCCGCGAAAAGGUCCAAGACGGCAUCACCGGCGAAACCCGCGAUUUACAGUACACCCAGUGCAAGAUUGUGGGCAACGGGUCCUUCGGCGUGGUUUUCCAGACGAAGCUGUCGCCAUCGAACGAGGAUGCAGCCAUCAAGCGGGUCCUACAGGACAAAAGGUUCAAGAACCGCGAGCUGCAAAUCAUGAGGAUCGUGCGGCACCCCAACAUCGUGCAGUUGAAGGCUUUCUACUAUUCAAACGGCGAGCGGAAAGACGAGGUCUAUCUGAAUCUCGUGCAGGAGUUCGUUCCCGAGACCGUGUAUAGGGCAUCACGGUUUUUCAACAAGAUGAAGACGACCAUGCCGACUCUGGAAGUCAAGCUCUACAUCUACCAGCUUUUCAGAGCCCUGGCGUACAUCCACUCGCAGGGCAUCUGCCAUCGCGACAUCAAGCCGCAGAACCUCCUCCUGGACCCCACCACCGGAGUGCUCAAGCUCUGCGACUUCGGCAGCGCCAAGAUACUCGUCGAAAACGAGCCGAACGUGUCGUAUAUCUGCUCACGAUACUACCGCGCUCCGGAGUUGAUUUUUGGCGCGACAAACUACACAACUAAGAUUGAUGUGUGGUCGACCGGCUGCGUCAUGGCGGAGCUGAUGCUGGGGCAACCCCUCUUCCCUGGAGAGUCGGGCAUCGAUCAGCUCGUCGAGAUCAUCAAAGUCCUGGGUACGCCGACUCGCGAGCAGAUUCGAACUAUGAACCCGAACUACAUGGAGCACAAGUUUCCCCAGAUCAAGCCUCAUCCGUUCAACAAGGUGUUCCGGAAGGCGGACGCGAACGCCAUCGACCUGAUCGGCCGAUUGCUAGAGUACACCCCCACGGAGCGCCUAGCCGCCGUCAAUGCGAUGGUGCAUCCGUUCUUCGACGAGCUCCGCGACCCCAACACCAGGCUUCCGGAUUCGAGGCACGGAACAGGUCAAGUCCGGGAUCUCCCUGCUCUGUUCGACUUCUCGCGUCAUGAGAUGUCGAUCGCCCCUCACCUCAACGAUCAGCUCGUCCCCCCUCACAUGAUUCCGGUGCUCAUGGAGCGGGGCCUCGAUAUCAGCAACUUCACGCCCUUGACGAAGCAGGAAAUGAUGGCGAAAUUAGAUUGA